Messenger RNA from Chara braunii, 3995 nucleotides. The record is from the annotation of a GenBank genome assembly. Lineage: Eukaryota; Viridiplantae; Streptophyta; Charophyceae; Charales; Characeae.
GCUGUUUAGUCGUUGCAGCCGCGUCCAGUCCACUCCAGGAAGCAGCCGCGUCCAGUCCACUCCCGGAAGCAGCACCGUCAGACGGCGUCAGUCCCCCGCUACGACCAGCGCCGACCUCUGCCUGCAUCAUCACCGAGGAUGAUAUCCGGAGCGAGCAUCGCCGACUUCAACCCUCCUCCAAGGCCAAUCGGAGCUUCAUGCAGCGCUGCACCGCUGUCCAUCCUCUGCGGAAGCAAGGGUGCGAUAAGUGGUAGCCAAGGGACGGCAGUGCCGAGCUAGGCGCCCCUUCUCUUGCGCAUUCUUGUGCUUUGGCUUUCCAACUUCUCUGAGCUUUGCUGUCUCUCCUUCGUCACUUCAAGGAGUGGCCCCAUGGGACGAGCCUUGUUCCGACCGGUGGGGAAUUAACCAGUCAAGGUGACGUUUUCUGCGUCUUCUGCAUUUGAGUAGACUAAGUGCGGAAACAAGGACCGAAACCAGGGCGGCGGAUCGGCCGGCUGCGUCUUCUGCGGUUAUUUGCGGAGUGGCUUCGUUUUUCCAGAGCUUGCCGUUUCGAUCGAAGUGCUUGAUCCGUCGACUCCAGAGCACACAAGACGCGCUGACGGCAGCGCGGACAGAAACCACAUGAUGGCAUCUUUUUCUGCUCAACGUCGUUCUUGUCCGGCGUGCAUCUCCUCGUUGCUCGUGUGUGCGUGGUUGAUCCUUGCUCUGGCAGGAUGCGUUUCCCCGUCGUCGUUGUCUUCCUCGCCCCCCGUCUUUCCGUUUGCACGGACUGCACCUGGGCGACCUGUCCUUCCAGAUACGCGAGCUACCCGGCAGAGUAGUGCGGGCUCCGUCGAUCAGGCGGGAAGAGCAGCUACGCGGAAAGUGGGUACGACUCCCCAAGAAGCUGGAAAGUUGGAAGAGGAGUUUUAUGCGCCAGCAAGAAGGGGCGGUGCAGGAGGGAGUGAGAGCCGUGACUCAGUCGCCGCAACCGCAACCACUUCCACUUCCACUUCCUCGGAAAUCGUAGUCGACCGUGAGAGUGGACGUGAGAAGACAGAGUACGGAGACGGAGAGGUGGAGGUGAUUGAGGAAGACUGGGAUCGGUGGUCGUUGUUCGAGGCCGAGUUAGGCCUUGAUGAGUACGGCUUUAAAAUCAACAUGACGUCUUCUCAGCGGGAAACGGCUCGAAGGUUCUUGGGCUUGGCCAGUCUGUUCAGGAAGAAGAAGCGCAUCGUGGGGCACGUCAGGCGUUUUGUGCGCAAAGCUUUCGGCUACGGAGCGUUUACGAUCGGCGGGCUUUUGGGGCCGAGGGCGACCGUGACCAAUUUUGGAGAUUCCGGUCCUGGGACUCUUCGGUCUCUGUGCGGACGUAGAGGUCCGCUGUACAUCCGCUUUGCUGGGAGUGGUGUCAUCCGGUUGAAGUCGAGACUCGAGUGCAGUUCCCACAAGACCAUCGACGGAGCGGGAUCGAGCGUCAAGAUCACCGGAUGGGGUAUUAGCAUCAACGGCCAGCACGACGUCAUCGUGAAGAACUUGUGCAUUGCUGGUGUCAAGCAGGACGGCAUAACCAUUCGCUCAAGCUCGAACGUCUGGAUCGAUCGCUGCUCCAUUACCAAGGUUGGGGAUGGGGGUACCGAUGUGAUCUACGGGUCGCAUGGAGUGACCAUUUCUCACUGCCAUUACUUCAACAUUUGGAAGACUCUGCUGCUGGGGAACGGCAACAACAACAACGUCGACAAAAUGAUGACGGUGACUUUGGCAUUCAAUUGGUUCCAAAGCUGCAUAUCGCGCAUGCCACGUGUUCGCUUCGGCAAGGUCCACGUCUGCAGCAACGUCUACGACAAGUGGGUGCGCUAUGCGGUCGGAGGCUCAGCGGGAGCGAAGGUUCUUGUGGAGAAGAACUUCUUCAAUGCCGGGCGCGAUCCGUGGGUGAACAACCUCCACGAGGGGGAGCACGACGGGACCAAGAUCAUGUAUAGGAACAACUUCAUGGGAGCUGCACGAUUGCUUCGACAAGCUGUAGGAGUGGUCAUGGUUCCAUAUUUCUGCCCCCGCCAAUCGAUGCAAGCCAUUCGAUCGAAUGCCGGAUGCGGAUUCCAGUGCAGUGCUUAAACCGAACUGCUUUUGCAUUUCCUCUUUCGCUCUCUUAUUUAUGCCGAGCUAUGUAGUGCGUAAACCGAACUGCUUUCGCAUUUCGUCUCUCGCUCUCUAUUUUAUGCAGAGCUUUGUCGCUUUCUUGUGCUCUUCGAGUUUUUUCUUCUUCUUUGAGGUCGAUAAACGAUUAAGACGGCAAGAGUGCGGGAUCCGUAUGAAUUCCUUGACAAGUGUCGGGAAUAAAUAGACUGGCGCGCAUGGAGCACAUGUACAUGUCUGGUCAGGAAGAACUGCGAGGGAAUUGACGAAAGUGGACGGAGAACCGUUCAUACGUCUAUGAUGGUAGGCUAUUACAAGAACCGCGUCGACAGAGUAGUAUCGAUGCCUCCUCCUCAGUGCAAACUGUAGUAUCGAUGCCGCCUCAGUGCAGAGUGUAGUGCAGACUGUGAAGGUACUACGUUAAUUGUUAGUAUGUUGUAUGUGGUCCAGGAGAAGAGGGAGGAGCACAGAUCGAAAUGGCCAUCUAAAAUGUGCAGGCAGCUUGGCGGUGACCCUAGUUAGUUAAUCAAGAAGGGAGAAAGUUUCUGCUGCGAUGAUCUCAUUUGCACCCUAUUUUACGGUGCGUCGUCUUACAGCCAUCCCUUGGACAUGGUUCGAGAGAUGGGCUAGAACACUCACAACCAUCCCUUGGAGAUGGUUCUACAGAUGGGCUGGAAGAACACUGUUCUCGAGAUGGUAGAACACUGUUCUGUUCUGUUCUGUUCUGUUCUGGAGAUGGCUAGUAAGAUGUGCACAAUCAUCUCGAAGAAUUGUCGUCGCGGGAGGAUCGUUCAGAAUGUUGUCAUGUCAGAAGCAAGUGCCUCUCGGUAGUUAUGUGUGAGAGGCAAGUAUGUGCUUCGUCGGGUUCUUGGGGGGAGAGAGAGAGAGAGAGAGAGAGAGAGAGAGAGAGAGAGAGAGAGAGAGAGAGAGAGGGAGGAACGAAGAGGGCUGAGAAGCCAAUCGAAACUGUGAAUCUAUUGCAUGGCACCUAGGCAUAGAAAGUUAGGGUUAUUUCUGAAACCUUUUCAUGAUUGGCAGGCUACAGCUGUUGUAUCAGAGUGGAACGUGGGCCGAUGAGCCUUGUGCAUGAACCGUGCGGGCUGAUACCUGCGUUCAGCAGAGACUGCCCCUGCAGUCGCAUUCGUUCCCCAUUUGUCGCUCUGAGCUGCGGGCCAUGAAUGAUCUGCCGCAGGAAAGUGCAUUUACAUUGACUUCGCGCGGCAUUAUCGGUCUUCUCUAUCUCCAUGUGAUCCGCCGAUUUUCCUCUCCAAAUCGACUCCGGUUUUCUGUCUCUUCGGCUCCUCCAGAAUAUCGCCAUCUUGAUCGAGCGGCAUCGUCACUUACUACCUUAGACCCCUUUCCGGUGCUUUUCGUAAAAAUCUUGGCUGUCGUUCUUUGACCCGGAUGACCAUUUUCUUGGCAGGUUUGUUUUAAAAUUAUUGUCCUUUUUUUUUCCCCCCUUCUCGAGUGCGGCGAUUGAUACCGAGUAAGUGGAGGAGGUGUCGCCUCUCAUGAACUUGUGUGAGCUGCGCAUCCUGCCCUUAGUUUUGGACAUAUGAGUAGAGUGAUAUUUCCUUCGAUUUUGCGCACUGCUACGUAGGCUCGCCCCCAUUUUACUGUGUCUCUUAUGUACCACUAAGUAUCCUGACGUAACUAAAGACUACGUAACAGCUUGCAUGCGUUCUAACUAAAGACUACGUAACAGCUUGCAUGCGUUCUAUCCACUGAUUCCACGCUUCGCGCGGUAGGAUUAGGAUUAGUUAUGUAUCAUUAUUUAUCCUUGGAACUGCUACGUAGGCUCGCUUCCAUUUCACUGUUUCUCUUACGUACCACUAAGUAUGCUGACGUAACUAAAGACUGAGUAAAACAGCUUGCAUGAG